AUGGUAGUCUCAAUAGGCAUAAUUGCCACUAUUGGUCACCAGAAAAUCCACAUUGGUAUCCUGAGGUGCUUAACCAACAUCGUUGGAGUUUACACGUAUGGAAUAAACUUGGCGAGAGCCGUUUAUGCCGAUGCCGACAUAUAUCUCAUAGACGAUCGUUUAAGCGCCGUAGACGCCCAUGUGGGUAAGCAUAUAUUUGAAAAAUGCAUGGAUAAAUAUUUACGAGGCAAGACUCGAAUUCUCAUUACUCAUCAGUUGCAAUAUCUACGCAACGUCGGUAGAAUUAUCGUUUCAAAGGACGGAGCUAUCCAAACUGAAGGCACUUACGAUGAGUUAGGCUCUAUGGGAAUAGAUUUUGGUCGACUGUUAAAAAAUCAAGUGGAGGCAGAUGAGAAAUCGUCUGUACUUUCCUCGCCUCCCGUUAGCCGUAAAAAUUCGCUCAUUGCCAGUAUCACGUCGCUGAGUUCCUUAAUGACGAAUAAUAGUUCGAAACAGGAUCCUGAUGAGAUGACUGAGAUGCAAACGGUAGGCAAUGUUUCCGGCAAAGUAUUCACUGGUUAUCUCCGUGCUGGUGGCAACUGGUGCGUUAUAUUCAUAGUAACCAUGCUUAGCGUAGCGACACAAUUAGCGGCUAGCGGCAGUGAUUUCUUUCUUGCGAAUUGGGUUAAUAAAGAAAGAUCCUAUAUGAAUCAAACGGAAGAUGGCAUUGUGGAAGACGUUUCCUAAAGAAGUUUCCUUAAUCGCAUGGAGUACAUCUACAUCUACAGUAGUCUAAGCGUGCUGACAAUCGGCAUCACCCUUAUUCGCUCAUGGACUUUCUUCUGGAUGUGCUUGCGGGCUUCAAUACGCUUGCACGAUCGUAUGUUUCGCAGCAUUAGUCGCGCCACUAUGCGAUUCUUCAAUACCAAUACGUCGGGAUAUGUACGCAAUCGCUUCUCCAAGGACAUGGGCGCGGUAGACAAGAUGCUGCCCAUCGCGUUUAUCGAUUCUAUCCAGAUCGGUAUGUCGCUGGUAACCGCCAUCAUCGUGAUCGCUAUCGCAAACGUGUGGCUGCUGAUUCUUACGGUGAUUGCCAGCAUUGUCUUUUAUUACCUGAGAAUCUUUUAUCUGGCCACUAGUUAUAGCGUUAAGCGUCUCGAAAGCUUCAGUAAGUAUUUUCAGCUUCCCCCGUUCACCGAUCUUCCUCACCUGAGCGCAACUCUUCGAGGACUACCGAUGAUCCGUGUGUUUGGAAUGGAAGCGACUCUCACGAAGGAGUUCGAUAAUUAUCAGGAUAUCCAUUCGUCUGUGUGGUACAUCUUCAUCGCAUCCUCCCGCACCUUUGCCUUCUGGGUGGAUGCUUUUUGCUUGCUAUAUAUCACGCUGGUCACACUAAGCUUCCUUAUGAUGGACAACGGCUUUAUGUAUGGCGGAUACGUAGGCCUAGCAAUCACGCAGAGUAUCAAUCUUACUGGGAGAUUACACUGGUGCAUGCGCCAGAGCACCGAGGUGGAGAACCAGAUGGCCUCGGUGGAAUGUAUCCUUGAAUACAACGGUGUAGACAGAGAGCCUCCUCUCGAAAGUGUUCCCGAUAAAAAGCCCAAGUCCGAUUGGCCACGAGAAGGUAAGAUCAAGUUCAAGAACGUGUUCUUGCGCUAUGCGCCUUUAGAGCCGGCAGUGCUCAAGAAUCUCAGCUUCGUCAUCUUUCCGCGGGAGAAAAUCGGCAUCGGCAGAACCGGUGCCGGCAAGUCAUCCCUGAUUCAGGUGCUCUUCCGCCUGGCCGAUGUGGAUGGUCUGAUCGAGAUUGAUGAAGUCGACACAAGCCAGAUAGGUCUACACGAUCUGCGUUCCAAGAUCAGCAUUAUUCCGCAGGAACCGUUUCUGUUUUCUGGCAGCCUAAGGCGGAACCUCGAUCCGUUCGACUUGUAUGCGGAUGAACCGCUGUGGCGAGCGCUAGAGGAGGUCGAGCUGAAGGAGAUAUGCCUGGAGACCGAUAUCAAUGAAGGCGGCUCCAAUCUUAGCGUUGGCCAGAGGCAGUUGGUCUGCUUGGCGCGAGCCAUUGUGAAGAAUAAUCCGAUAUUCGUGCUGGACGAGGCGACCGCGAAU
This is a messenger RNA of Trachymyrmex cornetzi, 2085 nucleotides long. RefSeq names its product multidrug resistance-associated protein 4-like. The annotation marks the transcript as partial. The transcript has 7 exons. Gene Ontology annotation, molecular function: ABC-type transporter activity; ATP binding; ATP hydrolysis activity. Lineage: Eukaryota; Metazoa; Arthropoda; Insecta; Hymenoptera; Formicidae. Gene Ontology annotation, biological process: transmembrane transport. Gene Ontology annotation, cellular component: membrane. The record is from RefSeq and is a predicted model, not a curated record.